Molecule: messenger RNA, 336 nt
Organism: Heterobasidion irregulare TC 32-1
Lineage: Eukaryota; Fungi; Basidiomycota; Agaricomycetes; Russulales; Bondarzewiaceae
Exons: 1
Coding region: 1-336 (111 amino acids)
Source: RefSeq, a predicted model, not a curated record
AUGUCGUUCGCUGCAUCUCCAUUUCUUUGCACCGAUAGACUUCGCUUCUCUGUCGAAGUGCAUACCCCCUCCUGGGCUUCGGUGUUGGCGGGGUCCAUGCACGGUGCACUCGGCCCACCGUUCCCGCUCGCUUCCUUCCCCGCACGCAGUAGCGCCACAAAGAUACCACGUCACCUUCAGGCUCUCGAUGGGUUCCUCUACGCAACUGAUCUAUAUCUUGCAGACUCCACCCCGAUGGCUCACAAGCCCCGCACUAUGUGCGGCCGUAUGAUCUCCAGUCUGGACUCCUCCAUGGAGAUCUCAGCGUCCGGCGAAGUCCCUUACUUCGUUCGGUAG